This is a messenger RNA of Nicotiana attenuata, 1683 nucleotides long. RefSeq names its product probable polyamine transporter At3g13620. Gene Ontology annotation, biological process: transmembrane transport. Gene Ontology annotation, cellular component: membrane. Gene Ontology annotation, molecular function: transmembrane transporter activity. Lineage: Eukaryota; Viridiplantae; Streptophyta; Magnoliopsida; Solanales; Solanaceae. The coding region runs from base 51 to 1472 and encodes 473 amino acids. The transcript has a single exon. The record is from RefSeq and is a predicted model, not a curated record.
CAACCACUUUGGUCAAUCUUUCAUCAAACACAAUAUUUGCAAAAAUCAAAAUGACACAAGAAAUUGAUCCUCCACUUUCCACCAUGCCAGAAAACUCACCAAAACUCCCCAUAACUACAUCCACUGCAACUUCUAAGAACAAAAAACUGACUCUUAUCCCUCUUAUUUUUCUCAUAUAUUUUGAAGUAGCAGGUGGUCCUUAUGGUGAAGAACCAGCAGUUCAAUCUGCUGGUCCUUUAUUUGCAAUUCUUGGUUUUUUGAUUUUCCCUUUUAUUUGGAGUGUACCUGAAGCAUUAAUCACUGCUGAAUUAUCCACAACUUUUCCUGGAAAUGGUGGUUUUGUUAUAUGGGCUGAUAAAGCUUUUGGUCCCUUUUGGGGUUCAUUAAUGGGUACAUGGAAAUUCUUGAGUGGGGUAAUUAAUAUUGCUUCUUUUCCUGUUCUUUGUAUUAGUUAUAUGGAGAAGCUUUUUCCUAUUUUCUCAUCUGGGGUUCCAAGAUUUAUGGCAAUCUUGGUUGCUACAUUGUUGCUUUCUUUUUUAAACUAUACUGGUUUGACAAUUGUGGGGUAUGCAGCAGUUGUACUUGGUGUUGUUUCACUUGCACCUUUUUUGAUAAUGUCAUUGAUUGCAAUUCCAAAGAUUCAGCCUCAUAGAUGGAUUAGUUUAGGCCAAAAGGGUGUGAAAAAAGAUUGGAAUUUGUUCUUUAAUACAUUGUUUUGGAACUUGAAUUUUUGGGAUAAUGUUAGUACUUUGGCAGGAGAAGUUGAAUCCCCACAAAAGACUUUUCCUUUAGCAUUAUUUUCAGCAGUGAUUUUCACUUGUUUGGGAUAUAUAAUUCCAUUAUUGGCUGUGACUGGAGCUGUGUCAGUUGAUCAACGUGAGUGGGAAACAGGUUUUAUGGCUAAUGCUGCUGAGAUUAUUUGUGGGAAAUGGUUGAAAUUUUGGAUUGAAAUUGGUGCUGUUUUAUCAGCAAUUGGACUAUUUGAGGCUCAGUUAAGUAGUUCUGCUUUUCAGCUUUUGGGUAUGGCUGAAUUGGCAUUUUUGCCUAAAUUCUUUGGUUUGAGGUCUAAAUGGUUUAAUACACCAUGGGUAGGGAUAUUAUUGUCAACAGCAAUUUCACUUGGUAUGUCUUAUAUGAAUUUUACUGAUAUAAUCUCUUCAGCUAAUUUCUUGUAUAGUUUAGGUAUGUUUUUGGAAUUUUCAUCUUUUAUUUGGUUGAGAAGGAAGUUUCCAUUGAUCAAAAGACCAUAUAGGGUGCCAAUGAAGUUGCCAGGAUUGGUGAUUAUGUGCUUAAUUCCAUGUGUGUUUUUGGUGUUUAUAAUGGCUAUUGCAACCAAGAUUGUGUUUUUGAUAAGUGGAUUGAUGACUGUUGGAGCGAUUGGAUGGUACUUUUUGAUCAAGAUUUGUAGGUCCAAGAAAUGGCUUAAAUUCAAUGAUGUUGACAUUUAUGUGGAAGAGCCAAUAGUGGGAUGACGAUCGAGACGGAUCUAGGGCGAAUUCGGUGGGUUCAACUGAAUCUAUUAUUAUGUAUGCAUAUAAAAGUUAGAAUAUUGAGACCUUACUAUCACAAUUAUAGUUGAAGAUCAUUGUAAAGGAAUCUACCUUUGGAAAGAAUUUUCAAGUUUUUCUCUAUAAUGGGAAACUAUAUGAAAGGAUUAACUUCAUGUCCUUUAUUUGCUUUCGU